Molecule: messenger RNA, 420 nt
Organism: Penicillium psychrosexuale
Lineage: Eukaryota; Fungi; Ascomycota; Eurotiomycetes; Eurotiales; Aspergillaceae
Product: ATPase AAA-type core
Exons: 1
Coding region: 1-420 (139 amino acids)
Source: RefSeq, a predicted model, not a curated record
AUGGCGGCCGCCCCAGAUACGGCCGAGUCCCAUAUGCAGGCCCAUCAUCUCCUCCCAGACGGCACGGAGGCGGUCGACCUACAGAACGCCAUGACAUUUAUAGGCCCAAGACUGCAUCAAGAUCACGAUCUCCUGUUCGUUCUCGGUCAUACUCCUCUCGAUCUCGCUCACCGGCGCUGCGCAGAGGUAGUCCUGGUACAGAAUCGCGACAUCACCGGCGCCGGAGCCCAAGCUACAGCAGCUAUGGUUACAGCAGUCGAAGUCGCAGUCCAAACCGGAACCGAGGGCACAAUCGAAAUUAACAGCGAGAGUUUUGCGGUACCGUUCCUUGUUGUGUAUCGGUUCAGCUCUAGCGGGGGAUUACGUUUGAUCUUUGGUGCCGGCAACCGAAUUCUAUCGCAAGAUAUCCAGAGUAGCUAG